GUAGCGCUCCGGAGUGUCCAACGAAAAGCAGGGCAGAUAAUUAUGAGACAGAUGGAAAUUUCAACAAAGGGGGCGGAGCCAAGGACCCUCAAGCUAAUGUGAGAAAGACAGGUUUCGGGGACGCCAGUUGCUCUGGCGCAGUCCCCGUGAGACGUUGGCGCGAGAUGGAGGCGACCGUCAGGAUGCGACUGCUCCUUGUCGUCGGGACGAUGGGCGUGGGCGCGAGCAGCUUCCUGCUGCAGAUGCAAUAUUGCUUCGGGGAAAUCGGAUGUUUCGCGACGAACACCGACUUCUACCACCCUCUCCGGCCCACCAAUCCCACGCCCAUUUCCCGCGAGGACCUGGACCUGACGUAUCACGUGUGGAGCCGCGAGGACCAGCUGGGGACCAUGGUGCGCGCGGCCAGGAUCGCGGACAUCCUCAACACCACGCUGAAGGCCUCCAGGAAGACCAAGGUGCUCAUCCAUGGCUACCUCGAUAGCGAAGGAGCGACGUGGGUCUACGACAUGGCUGCCGCCCUCCUGCUCUACGGGGACUUCAACGUGCUGACGGUGGACUGGGGCGGCGGGUCGAGGGCGCUGUACGACCAGGCGGCCGUCAACGCGAGGGUCGCCGGCUUGGAGGUCGCCUUCCUCCUCAACUGGCUCGAGGCCAAGCUAGACCACCACCCGCGGGACGUCCAUCUCAUCGGCCAUUCCCUCGGCGCAACGUUCGCAGGAUACGCCGGCGAGAGGGUGAUCGGGUUGGGCAGGAUCACGGGCCUCGAUCCUGCAGGACCCUACUUCGAGAACCUUCCUCCCAAAGUCCGCCUGGAUCCUACGGACGCGCUCUUCGUUGACGUCAUCCACACGAACGGAGACCCACUCAUUCUGCAAGGCCUGGGCAUGAAGCAGGCGUGCGGGCACCUGGACUUCUACCCGAACGGCGGGCGGCAGCAGCCAGGGUGCAACGUCCCCCUCAGGGCCUCCUUCGACGUGCUAAAUCAGGGCAUUGAUAUCAACCACGGUUUUACCCUCGAGCAAAAGGUGGCGCUGACCUGCAGCCAUAGCCGCUCCACGCAGCUCUUCAUAAGCUCUCUGAUUUCGGGCUGCGAAUUUCAGGCUUACUACUGCCUCAGCCAUCUACUCUACAGGACCGGCCUAUGUCAAAUAUGCGGCGACGGGAGCUGGUGUGCUCGCAUGGGUAUUGAAGCCGAGAAGUGGAGAGGCUUGGGGCAGGCGGGUCGGAGGCUGGAACAGAUGUAUGUUACGACUACUGAUGAAUAUCCUUAUUGUUAA
This is a messenger RNA of Penaeus monodon (black tiger shrimp), 1277 nucleotides long. Its product is annotated as pancreatic triacylglycerol lipase-like. The record is from RefSeq and is a predicted model, not a curated record. Gene Ontology annotation, biological process: lipid metabolic process. NCBI's taxonomy places the organism in Eukaryota, Metazoa, Arthropoda, Malacostraca, Decapoda, Penaeidae. The transcript has 7 exons. Gene Ontology annotation, molecular function: lipase activity. Bases 165 to 1277 code for a protein of 370 amino acids.